Trifolium pratense (red clover) is the source of this 1131-nucleotide messenger RNA. RefSeq lists its product as uncharacterized. Bases 1 to 1131 code for a protein of 376 amino acids. The transcript has a single exon. Lineage: Eukaryota; Viridiplantae; Streptophyta; Magnoliopsida; Fabales; Fabaceae. Gene Ontology annotation, molecular function: catalytic activity. The record is from RefSeq and is a predicted model, not a curated record.
AUGGCCUCAAAAUCACCUGCAAACAAAGCACAUACAAAUAAUGUCAAUACUACUAUCCAAUCAACAACCUACAGUUCCAUCAACCCUAUCAAUAACAGUCAAAAUUCAAGAAACAAUACUAUAACCUACAGACAACAGAAUCAACAUGGAGAUCCAAACAUUGGCAGGCCUGGGAACUCAGGCUGGCCAAAAGCAAUGAAAUUCAUGUCAUGGAACUGUCAGGGACUUGGCAACCCCAAGACAGUGAGAGCCUUAAGGAAGCUCAUUGCUAACAAUAAGCCUGAUAUCAUUUUUCUUAUGGAAACUAAGAUGCAUAAUAUUUCCCCUCAUUUUAAAAAUCAGUUUGCUGCUACUUACAGCAUCCUACAUGUAAAUUGUACGGAAAAUGGGGAGAAUGGAAAGGCUGGAGGUCUAAUCCUCCUCUGGAACAAUUGUACCUGUCAAAUUGAUAUAAUGGAUAUGAAUUUUAACUACAUUGAUAUGCAUGUUACUAACCUUAACACUUCUAUGCAGUGGAGAGCUACUGGAAUCUAUGGAUAUCCACAACAUCAUAAUAAACAUCUCACUUGUGAACUCAUAAACAACCUACAUCAAUCUUCAAACAACAACAAGUGGCUUCUUUUUGGAGACCUAAAUCUUAUUACCAGGGAAAAUGAAAAAUAUGGGGGCAACCCUAUUGAUACAAACAUUACUAACUUGUUCAGAGCUACUCUUAACCUCUGUGACUUGCAGGACCUAGGGCACAAGGGUGACAUCUAUACCUGGACAAACAGACAACAAAACCACCACUUGGUCAAGGCUAGAUUGGACAGAUUCCUGGCAAACUCAGAAUGGAAAACAAUGUUUCCAAAUUUUUGUAAUACUCAUCUCCUUAUAUAUAAAUCUGAUCAUGCACCUAUUUUACUUGAUUUUAACACCGUUGCAGGGUUGGUAACAAAACAAAAAGGCCCAAAGCCUAUCAGAUAUGAGCAAAUCUGGACCAGGGAACCACCCCACUAUGACAUUGUUAAAGAAAAUUGGCAGAACAACAGAGGACCUGUCCACCAAAAGCUUGCUACCACCCUGGACUCCCUACACAGAUGGGGAUAUAAAACCUUUGGUAUUAUACCAAAAAGAAUAAGAAACUUAUAA